GUGAGCGGUCCCGCCCCGUUCACUGUUUAUCUGCUGGGGUGUAUGUGUGUGUGUGUGUGUGUGUGUGUGAGAAAGUGAAUGAGUGUGGAGGCCAAACCCCCCUCACAACACUACAGAGAGAGGGAGAGUCAGGGGGGAUAAGAACGUAAAGAGAGGGAGGGAGAGAGAGAGAGAGAGAGAGAGAGAGAGAGAGAGAGAGAGACAGUAAGUAAAGGGCCUGAGGGAAGCUAUAAGGCAGCUGUGGAGUCCCUGUUUGAAGUAAAACACCUCUGGAUUUAUCUUGCGCUCGCUUAGACAGACGGACGGACGGGUGGACGGACAGACAGAGAGACGGAUUCUGUGCUGUAGGAAGAGGACUCAAAUGUGAAUGAUGGUCAGAUAGAGGAUCAGAGAAGCUGCAGCGAUGUCGUUCUUUGGCCUUGACUGCGUGAAGAAGAAAGAGGAAGAGACGGAGAGGAGGAUCCGAGCGAACGACAGAGAGUACAACCUCUCCUUCAGAUAUGCGACGAACGCCAUCAAAACCUCCAAAUACAACCUGCUGACCUUCCUGCCCCUCAACCUGUUCGAACAGUUCCAGAGGAUCGCCAACGCCUACUUCCUCUGCCUGCUCGUUCUGCAGGUGAUUCCUGUGAUCUCCUCCCUGUCCUGGUUCACUACAGUCGUUCCUCUGGCCCUUGUGCUGACGGUCACCGCGGUCAAAGAUGCUAUUGAUGAUAUACAUCGGCACAAGAGUGACCGGAAAGUCAACAACCGCAAGGCCCAAGUGCUCAUCAAUGGAGAGCUCAGAAGUGAGAAGUGGAUGAAUGUUCAGGUCGGUGACAUCAUCAGACUGGAGAACAACCAGUUUGUCACAGCAGAUUUGUUGCUCUUAUCGAGCAGUGAGCCUCUAAAUCUGGUUUACAUCGAGACGGCUGAGCUGGAUGGGGAGACUAAUCUGAAGGUGAAGCAGGCUCUGACUGUCACAGGAGAGAUGGGGGGAAGCAUCGAGGCCCUGGCUGCUUUCAAAGGCGAGGUCUGCUGUGAAGCUCCUAACAACCGUCUGGACAGGUUUACGGGCACUCUGGUGUGGAAGGAGCAGAAGUAUCCUCUGGAUAAUCAGAGCGUCCUGCUGAGGGGCUGCACCCUCCGAAACACUGAGUGGUGCUUCGGCAUGGUGCUGUUCGCAGGCCCCGACACCAAGCUGAUGCAGAAUUGUGGGAAAACGAGUUUUAAGAGGACCAGCAUCGACCGCCUGAUGAACGUCCUCGUGCUCUUCAUCUUUGGCUUUUUGGUGUUGAUGUGUAUUAUCCUGGCUGUGGGCCAUGGCAUCUGGGAGUACUACGAAGGGUCCAAGGUCACGGGCUUCGUCCCGAGGGAGGAGAGCAGGGGGCCGGCACUUUCAGCCUUCCUCAUGUUCUGGUCCUACAUCAUCAUCCUCAACACUGUGGUGCCCAUAUCGCUCUAUGUCAGUAUGGAGGUGAUCCGGUUAGGAAACAGCUACUACAUUAAUUGGGACAGGCUGAUGUAUUAUAACCGCAGCGACACUCCAGCUGAAGCUCGGACCACCACUCUGAACGAGGAGCUGGGGCAGAUCCGUUACAUCUUCUCUGAUAAAACCGGCACGCUCACACAGAACAUCAUGACCUUCAACAAGUGCUCCAUCAACGGGAAAAGCUACGGAGACGUGAUUGACCACUACUCAGGACAGAGAUUGGAGAUUUCAGAGGACAUGUUUCCGGUGGAUUUCUCCUUCAACCCUCUGGCCGACUCUAAGUUCCAGUUCUACGACAGCAGUCUGCUGGAGGCUGUGAAGCUGGAGACGGAGGAAGUUCACAACUUCUUCAGACUGCUGGCACUCUGCCACACGGUCAUGGCCGAGGAAAAAAACAACGAUCUGGUGUAUCAGGCUCAGUCUCCAGAUGAGGGCGCUCUGGUGACGGCGGCGCGUAACUUUGGUUUUGUUUUCCGCUCCCGGACUCCGGAGAGUCUGACUAUUGUAGAGAUGGGCGUCCAGCGCAGCUACGAGCUGCUGGCCAUCCUCGACUUCAACAACGUACGAAAGAGAAUGUCUGUCAUUGUGCGUUCUCCUGAAGGAACUCUGUCUCUGUACUGUAAAGGAGCAGAUACCAUCAUCUAUCAGAGGCUGCAUGAGUCCUGCAGUAAACUGAUGGAGGUCACCACAGAGCACCUUAACGAGUUUGCUGGUGAAGGAUUGCGGACUCUGGUUCUAGCCUAUAAGGAUCUGGAUGAAGAUUAUUUCUCAGAAUGGCUGCAGCGCCACCAUGAGGCCAGCACUGCACUGGAGGGACGAGAGGACAAACUCAAUGAGCUUUAUGAAGAGAUUGAGAAGGACCUGCUGUUAAUCGGAGCUUCAGCUGUGGAGGAUAAGCUGCAGGACGGCGUGUCCCAGACCAUCGAGCAGCUGGCAAAAGCGGAUAUCAAGAUCUGGGUGCUGACAGGAGAUAAGCAAGAGACGGCCGAGAACAUCGGCUACUCCUGUAAUCUGCUGAGGGAGGAGAUGACAGACGUUUUUAUUGUUGCUGCUCACUCGACUGAGGAUGUCCGUCGGGAGCUGAGAAACGCUCGAGCCAAGAUGCGUCCGAAUGCAGGAGAGGACGCCUUCUUCAUCCCAGAGAGCAUUCUGGGUAAUGACCCCAAGGUGGUGCAGGAUGAGACCGUGAACGGAGAGUUCGGACUGGUCAUCAACGGACACAGCCUGGCGUACGCUCUGGAGAGCAGCAUGGAGCUGGAGUUCCUGCGGACGGCGUGCAUGUGUAAGACGGUGAUGUGCUGCAGGGUCACUCCGCUGCAGAAGGCUCAGGUGGUGGAACUGGUGAAGAAGUACAAACAAGCGGUCACUCUGGCUAUUGGAGACGGAGCCAACGACGUCAGCAUGAUUAAAGCGGCUCAUAUCGGCGUGGGUAUCAGUGGUCAGGAGGGCAUGCAGGCCGUGCUGUCCAGCGAUUUCUCCUUCGCUCAGUUCCGCUUCCUGCAGCGCCUCCUGCUGGUGCACGGCCGCUGGUCCUACCUGCGCAUGUGCAAGUUCCUGCGUUACUUCUUCUACAAAAACUUCACCUUCACCUUCGUCCACUUCUGGUACGCCUUCUUUUGCGGUUUCUCCGCCCAGACGGUUUAUGAUCAAAGCUUCAUUGCUCUCUAUAAUUUGGUGUACACGUCCCUCCCAGUCUUGGGCAUGGCCCUGUUUGACCAGGAUGUUAAUGACGGCUGGAGUCUGGAGUUUCCUCAGCUGUACGUUCCGGGUCAGCUGAGUCUGUACUUCAGUAAGACGGCGUUUAUGAAGUGCGCUCUGCACAGCUGCUACAGCUCACUGGUGCUGUUCUUCAUUCCCUACGCCACUGUGUACGACUCCAUGCGCAGCGACGGAAAGGAAGGAGCCGACUACCAAUCAUUCGCCCUGCUCACUCAGACCUGCCUCACCUUCACUGUGUGCCUCCAGCUGAGCUUGGACCUGUCCUACUGGACAGCAGUCAAUCAUCUGUUUGUUUGGGGCAGUUUGGGGAUGUAUUUUAUUGUGACGUUCACCAUGCAGAGUGACGGACUGUACCAGCUUCAUCCACCAUCCUUCUUUUUUGUGGGUACAUCUCGUAACACUCUGGAUCAGUUCAGCGUUUGGCUGACGGUUUUCCUGACGGCUGUCCUGUGUGUGCUACCAGUGCUGGUUCAUCGACUCAUCUUCAUCCAGUUUAAACCCACCAUCAACGACAAGGUGAGAUUUAAGGUCCAUCAGAAGAAAGACCAGCGUCCUUCUCCUCAGCGCCGAACCAAAAUCCGUCGCUCCAGCACCCGUCGCUCCGGCUACGCCUUCUCUCACACACAGGGCUACGGCGACCUCGUGACCUCCAAACGGUUUCUACGGCGAUCUGCAGCCCCCCGUUCCACAGGCUUCACCCCAAAGGGCCGCUCACCUGGAUUCAAACCCACAGGACGAUCGGCCGGUUACAGUCCAUCCAGCAAAGCGCAGAACAACAAACAGGAGGUGGAACCCACAGAACUGCAGCAAUACCGCACUGUCCAAGACUCCACCUUCUGAGGGGUGGGGCCAGCGCUGGGUGCCGAGGGGACAGAGACAUAAGGAGGAGGGGCAAGUUUCAGUAGCGGUGCUGUUCUGACAGUUGGUGCUUGGACCCCUAUAAAUUCUAACCAUAAAAACCUUCACUAGCACGUAACCCUGACCUCUGUGGGACUGACCAUUUCUGACCUUUCAGUUCUUUAGGAAAUGAUAACUACUCGCACAACACACCAAGAUUUGGAAAUACCUCAAAAAGUAUCCACAUGCAUGGCUGGAUAUUACUAUUAUUAGAACCUUUUUAGGAGUGGAUGAAUUUUUACAUCACUUUUUGUGAGUGAUGAAAGUGUUAAACGUAUGAUUAGCUCCCUCACACUUGUCGUCAUUUUAGAGUCGACAAAAAUCGAUAUAAAUCUUAAAUUGAAUUAUUUAUGUCAGAAUAAUUAAUUGACCAACUUACCGAAAGGCUAUAAUUUCCUGUGUUUGACUCUUCAUCACUAGGGGUCUCAGUAGCACCCUCAGCACCCCUCUUCCAGCACCACUGUUCAAGAACCAACGUUACUGAUUGUUUACAUGGUUCUGCGCUGGACUGCUGUUGAUAAUGAACGUUACGCUAAUGGGCUUUUACACACACUAAGGAGAAACCAACACGUUUCCUAGCAAUAUGAAAAAGAUGGAGAGACUGUUUACCUCUACACACCAAGACACACAGAACUAUGCAAACUAGAAAACUCUUUACUAUUUUUACUCAAAUGCCCACUGAAUGUACCCACUUUAUGGGAAAGACAACCUUCCAAAAAUUGGGUUAUUCAGGAAUUGGGAUUAGCAUCUUUUCAUUCAUCAUCAGGGCCGGCUCCAUCCUUUUAGGGGCCAUGAGCAGGGUGUUUUGAGGGGGUCUAGCUGAUGUCCUGCAAGACUAGAGGCUAUUUUCUAACACAAGCUGUCUAAGUCCUAUAAAUUUACAACUGGCUCAUUUGUUUAUUGCUGAUGAUUAGAUACUCGCAUUGGGUGUUAUCAGGUACAGGUUAAAUCACUGAUAACCUUCUCGGCAUUCUUGAACCAGCGUUCUCUUUCUUUCACCUUUUCGACUCCAUAUGCUUACAGUCUUUCUGAGACACGAUUAAUUAGUCGCCCCCCCCCCCCCCCCCCCCCCCCUCACUCAAGCAUCUUAGACAACAUUGUGGAAGAGUAGUAACCCAGAUAUUGUAAGGGGACCCCCCCUAGUGGCCAUGGGGCUGCUUAUGUUGCUUAUUAGGUAGAGCCGGCACUGAUUAUCAUCCUUUUUAUACUAAAAGGAAAAGUGCUGAAACUAUGUGACACCAAAGCCUGGAGAAAGCAUUUGAGUUUGUUUCUAGCAAAACAAGAACAUAUUCUUUGAAACGACUUUACAUUCUACACACUGUCCAGCCAGUGCAUUGUUAUAUGACCAGAAAGUGCCUUAAAGUUCAGGUUUGAUAUGACUUCAAACAAUGAGCCAAAUCUUGAGUCCAGUGAAAUUAAAGGAAACUAAAUUAGACCGUCUAGAACAUCGUUUGGUUACCAAAACUUUUACAGUAGCCAACGUUUUCAGCGAAACUAGCUGAGUUUUAGUUACAGUCACAUUCCUUCGAAAUUCCUUACUAAUGCUUCAGCUGGAAGUUCUAGACGAGCUACAGAUUAGCCAACAAUUUCAAGUUGUUUUGCUACUUUAUUUUAAAGGCUGCAUUUUCGGUGUGUAGCACUUCAGUUCUGUCCUUCAGGCUGAAUGUUUUUCUAUAAAGAAAAGCUCAAUAUUUGAAGGCAUGUUGAACCUGACAGGAUUUUAAUGGUUUACUUUUGGGUCUGCAGCUAAUAACAAAGCUAAAAUCCUCUGUAUACUGUAUACUGUAGACUUGAGACUUGACUCGGACUCAGACUCAGUCGGGACCGGACGUCUGAAUUCGGUUUUAUAGGAUUAUUUUUACACAGUGGCCUGUAACGCUUACAAAUGUAUAAUUUUGUCUAAAAAUUCUUUGUAUUUUUAUUCAAACUGCCACUCUGAGAUCAUUUGCUGUAAAGCACCUGAUGGUGGAUUAAAGAGGAUUUUCAUGUGUGUGCAUGUGGAUGUAUGUGUGAGUGUGUGAGUGUGUGAGUGUGUGAGUGUGGAUGUAUGUGUGAGUGUGUGUGUGUGAGUGUGUGUGUGUGAGUGUGUGAGUGUGUGAGUGUGUG
Pygocentrus nattereri (red-bellied piranha) is the source of this 6193-nucleotide messenger RNA. It is a transcript of the gene atp8b5a, whose product is annotated as ATPase phospholipid transporting 8B5a. The record is from RefSeq and is a predicted model, not a curated record. Gene Ontology annotation, biological process: phospholipid translocation; Golgi organization. Gene Ontology annotation, molecular function: magnesium ion binding; ATP binding; ATP hydrolysis activity. Gene Ontology annotation, cellular component: plasma membrane. The coding region runs from base 404 to 4030 and encodes 1208 amino acids. NCBI's taxonomy places the organism in Eukaryota, Metazoa, Chordata, Actinopteri, Characiformes, Serrasalmidae. The transcript is spliced from 29 exons.